GGCCGUGCUCCUCUCUCGUUCUCGGACGCGGCUCCGGCUGCCAGCAGCCACCCAUCCGCGCUCCGGACCCAGUACCUCGGCUCUCGGAGGCCGGACCGAGGCCGCAAGCAGCGCCGCGGGGUGUGAGGCGGACCCGGGAGAUGAAAUGACAACGUCAACCCUCCAGAAAGCCAUUGAUCUGGUGACAAAAGCCACAGAAGAGGAUAAAGCCAAGAAUUACGAGGAGGCGCUCCGGCUCUACCAGCAUGCUGUGGAGUAUUUCCUACAUGCUAUCAAAUAUGAGGCACACAAUGACAAGGCCAAGGAGAGCAUUCGAGCCAAGUGCAUGCAGUACCUAGACCGGGCAGAGAAGCUAAAGGAUUAUUUGCGGAACAAGGAGAAGCACGGCAAGAAGCCAGUCAAGGAGAACCAGAGUGAGAGCAAGGGCAGUGAUAGUGACAGUGAAGGGGAUAAUCCAGAGAAAAAGAAACUGCAAGAACAACUGAUGGGUGUCGUCGUGAUGGAGAAGCCCAACAUUCGGUGGAAUGAUGUGGCUGGGCUGGAGGGUGCCAAGGAGACCCUCAAAGAAGCUGUCAUAUUGCCAAUUAAAUUCCCACACUUGUUCACAGGCAAGCGUACCCCCUGGCGAGGGAUAUUGCUCUUUGGACCCCCUGGCACAGGGAAAUCCUACCUGGCCAAAGCAGUGGCAACAGAGGCCAACAACUCCACCUUCUUCUCUGUGUCCUCCUCAGAUUUGAUGUCUAAGUGGCUGGGAGAGAGUGAGAAGCUAGUCAAGAACCUGUUUGAGCUGGCCAGGCAGCACAAGCCUUCCAUAAUCUUCAUCGAUGAGGUGGAUUCCCUCUGCGGAUCCCGCAAUGAAAACGAGAGCGAGGCUGCCCGAAGGAUCAAAACCGAGUUCUUGGUCCAGAUGCAGGGGGUCGGGAAUAACAACGAUGGGACUCUGGUUCUUGGUGCCACAAACAUCCCAUGGGUGUUGGAUUCGGCCAUUAGGAGGAGGUUUGAAAAGCGGAUUUACAUCCCGUUGCCGGAGGAGGCUGCCCGUGCCCAGAUGUUCCGCCUGCAUCUGGGUAGCACUCCCCAUAACCUAACGGAUGCCAAUAUCCACGAGCUGGCUCGGAAGACAGAAGGCUACUCAGGUGCAGACAUCAGCAUCAUCGUGCGGGACUCCCUCAUGCAGCCCGUUAGGAAAGUGCAGUCAGCAACACACUUCAAAAAGGUCUGUGGCCCUUCCCGCACCAACCCUAGCAUUAUGAUUGAUGACCUCCUGACCCCAUGCUCACCAGGGGACCCAGGAGCCAUUGAGAUGACUUGGAUGGAUGUCCCUGGUGACAAACUCUUAGAGCCUGUGGUUUGCAUGUCGGACAUGCUCCGGUCUUUGGCCACCACUCGGCCCACCGUGAAUGCAGAAGACCUCCUGAAAGUGAAAAAAUUCUCAGAGGACUUUGGACAGGAGGGUUAAAGGCUUCUUCACUCUGAUGACGGUGAAGGUGGGAAGUUGAUUGGGGUAAAUUCAUGCACUCCCCAUGUCGGUGGCCAGACAGGGCUCCAGGGCUUGUCCUAAAGUCCCUACAGCGUCCCCUCCGCUGUCUGGCCGCCAGCCAAGGAGCAGGAAGGAAGGGGCUCCCAGCCACAGAGACGCAGAAGUACAUUCGGCUGCCAGUGAGAUACUGGCUCUUCCUACUUCCUCCUCUUCGUCUUGGAUGCUCACCAACUCCUUGUCCUGCCCCCGUUUUUUUUUUUAACUUUUUGUUCCCCUAAAUUAAUGCUGCUUGGAUUUUCAUCUUGUUUAUAAAUAAAGUUAAAAUCACCUGGAAGCAUCAAGGAGUGGGAGCAGCCCAUGCUGUGGGGUUGGUGCAGCGACCUGCAGAGCCCCCAUGGCCUGUUUUAGACCCAGUUUGCUCCUUGUGAAGAAUGGCUGAUGCCCUGGAUCCCCAGCCCAAGCUCCGCCUGUAAAGGCCAAGAGUAAAGCCGAGCCAUUCACACCCUCCUAGGUUGGCAUCCCACGCCCUGUGUCCUCCCUGCAGGAGGAGAGGAUGGGCUGUGAGCACAGAGCUGUGUGAAUCAGAAUGAGUGGAGGCAGUCAUGCGGGUUUCACUGCUGCCUUUUCUUCCCUCUGAAUGUGAGAACACUGAACCCAGCCACUGGCCCCGGGUCCCUGUCCUGGAAAUGGGCUAAUAAAUCCUUUUCCCUUCUUGAGC
Molecule: messenger RNA, 2198 nt
Organism: Pteronotus mesoamericanus
Lineage: Eukaryota; Metazoa; Chordata; Mammalia; Chiroptera; Mormoopidae
Gene: VPS4A
Product: vacuolar protein sorting 4 homolog A
Exons: 11
Coding region: 146-1459 (437 amino acids)
Biological process (GO): endosomal transport; vacuole organization
Molecular function (GO): ATP binding; ATP hydrolysis activity
Source: RefSeq, a predicted model, not a curated record